AUGAGUUCUGUUUCCCGUCGAUCAGCAUUACUUAUCGAUAGUUUUAAACGUGUGCAUAAUUAUUUGCGUAUAUCAUUGACAGAACGGUGUAAUUUAAGAUGUCAAUAUUGUAUGCCAGAAAAGGGAGUUGAACUGUCUCCUUCAAAUCACAUAUUGAAUACAAAUGAAAUAUUACGUCUUGUUCGUAUUUUUACUGAACAUGGUGGAAUUAAUAAAAUUCGUUUAACUGGAGGAGAACCAACUAUUCGUAAAGAUCUUGUUGACAUUGUACAUGGUAUACGUUCGUAUCCAUCAAUGAAAACAAUUGGAAUAACAACAAAUGGUGUUCUUUUACAUCGUUUACUUAAACCACUUGCACAAGCUGGCCUUAAUUCAUUAAAUAUAUCACUUGACUCAUUAGUUGCAGAAAAAUUUGAAUUUCUAACACGACGUGCAGCAUUCGCCCGUGUUUUAACCAAUAUACGUUUAGCAUUGGAUAUUCCAAAUUUAUAUCCACUUGUGAAAAUAAAUUGUGUUGUAAUGCAAGGAGUAAAUACUGAUGAAUUGAUUGAUUUUGUUGAACUAACUCGUGAUCAACCCAAUUUAGCUGUACGUUUUAUUGAAUAUAUGCCAUUUAGCGAUAAUAAAUGGAGUAACAAAAAGUAUUUUCCAUAUGAAGAAAUGCUAAAAAUAAUAAAACAAAAAUAUGAUUUAGAAAAACUUAUUCAAGAAGAUAAAAAUGAUACAACCAAAUGGUAUCAAGUGAAAGAUAAUGCUUAUUCGGGAAAAGUCGGUUUUAUUACGUCUAUGAGUGAGCAUUUUUGUUCGACUUGCAAUAGAGUCAGAGUUACGGCUGAUGGACAAUUGAAAGUUUGUUUAUUUGAUAAUAAGGAAGUAUCAUUGCGUGAUGCUCUUCGAUCAGGUUUAAGUGAUGAAGAAAUAUAUUCAUUAAUACAACGAACAUUAUAUAAAAAAGAAAAAGAACAUUUGUCAGUGGAUAUUUUAUCAACACAAGAGAAUCGUCCAAUGAUUCUAAUCGGUGGAUAA
Messenger RNA from Rotaria socialis, 1026 nucleotides. Lineage: Eukaryota; Metazoa; Rotifera; Eurotatoria; Philodinida; Philodinidae. The record is from the annotation of a GenBank genome assembly.